Messenger RNA from Rhipicephalus sanguineus (brown dog tick), 825 nucleotides. RefSeq names its product carboxypeptidase inhibitor SmCI. The coding region runs from base 30 to 677 and encodes 215 amino acids. The record is from RefSeq and is a predicted model, not a curated record. Lineage: Eukaryota; Metazoa; Arthropoda; Arachnida; Ixodida; Ixodidae. The transcript is spliced from 2 exons. Gene Ontology annotation, molecular function: serine-type endopeptidase inhibitor activity.
CGGCGAUUCUUUCAGCACACGAGUGCACAAUGUUUAAUAAGCGAUAUACGGAAAUCAACCAGUUCUCGCUCAUUUGUGCGCAGACUCAGCCACCGUGCGGUGCCGCGUACUCUACUUUCUGCGAGCGCGCUCCACGCGAGUACCAUUACCGGCGGGCGGUGAACGCCUGCGUGGAGACGGACACAGUGGACGCUGCUGACGUCUGCAACAGGGGUGCCAACCGGUUCUCAUCCCUGGAUCACUGCCUCAAGAACUGCGUAUCCGCCGAGUACCCGGCCGAGGAGUGCUUCAAAUGGCCGCUUUUCACGCGCUGCGCCAGGCAGGACGCACUGUCGAGAUGGUGGCACUUCGAGGGCAAGAAGUGCGUGGCCUGGACAUUUCCUUCGGGCGGCUGCCCAGCCAACGGCAGCAAGGUUUUCACAACGGCCCAAGAGUGCGAAGAACACUGCCGUCAUCACGGAGCAGGGUGUCGGCGGCCCGAUGUGGUGGCAUGUGGACGUCGCCACCUCAAGUACCCGUACUUCGCUCACGUUUACGCCAAAGAAGGUCGUGUGCGCUGUCUCCGCUCGUCCGAGACUCUGUUGCAGGGAAAGCGGUGUCUGGCCGGUGCCAACCGAUUUCGCAGUCGCCAAGCUUGCCAUGCGUCCUGCAGGAAUCGGCCGCCGUCACUUGGCUAGGGAUUCUCAGCUCUGUUCGGCCAUGCACAGGGCACGACCCCGCGCAAAAGCGAAUUGUUAUUUUUUGUCUCGUACUACGUCUUUCUGCAACGUUUAGCUUCAACGCCACAUUUUGUAUACGCUUCUCAUUUUUAGAUGGGAAUUAUGA